AAGGGGGAAAUAUGCGUGAGGGGCGGCGCGCAACACACCUCCACAGACUGUCAUGGUCAGCUGGUGCACACAACAACAUCACCAUCAUUAUCAUCCACUGGGAAUAAUUAUUAUUGUUAUUAUUAUGCUGCUGCUACGCAACUGACUUCUUGAAACCAUGGAACUGGAAAAAUGGCCCAUAUUCAGUUUACUCAAACCAGAAUUUAUAGAGAAGAUCAAGUUGGCGUGUGUAUUUGGUAGUCUUGGUAAUGAAGCAGUUAUGGUAACUAAAGAUGAUGAUGUUUAUGCCCUUGGGUUCAAUAGCUCUGGAUGUCUUGGUGUUGGGGACCAGAACAGUACAAUGGAACCACGUAAAAUUGAACCUCUGUGUCAGAAAAAAGUUAAAGGCAUUGCAUAUGGAAGUGGCCCACACGUACUAGCAUAUACAGAGAGUGGGGAGUUGUAUUCUUGGGGACAUAAUGGUUAUUGUCAGCUUGGAAAUGGAUCUACUAAUCAAGGUCUUACACCAUACUUGGUUACCACUCACUUACACAAUAAACGUGUUGCACGAAUUGCUGCUGGCUCCCAUCAUUCUUUGGCAUUAACAGAAGAAGGCGAGGUACUAGCAUGGGGACAGAACAACUGUGGACAAGUUGGCUCUGGAACGACGACAAACCAGCCCACACCACGUAAAGUAAUUGCUAGUAUAGGAGGAAGACGGGUAGUUGAUAUAGCCUGUGGUCAGACUUCUUCAAUGGCUGUCAUGGAUAAUGGAGAGAGGCACGAAGUUGGAGGUCAGGGAGUAUUUUAUGCUACUGCAGUUUUGCUCAUUUUGAAACCUGUUUUAGCCAAGUCCAAUACUCAAACUACCCACAGCAUGGUUGUUUCUAUUGAGUGUCAAAGUGUAGUGGGUCCCCAGGAGACAGGAUUUAGUAGUCUUCAUGAGGUGUUUGCCCUCUGGGCCUCACCAAGUGUCACCUAUGAACCUCUCAGUGUUACAACCUUUACUCGUUCCUCCUUAGCACAAGCAAUGGCAUUGGCUUUAGAUGAUGAGGAGACUGCUGAUGUAGUAUUUGUGGUAGACGACCGAAGGAUUCGAGCUCAUCGUGCAGUCCUUAAGAUAAGAUGUCAAUAUUUUCGAAACAUGUUUCAAGAACACUGGAAGGAGAACAAUUUAGAAGAGGUUGAAGUCAAAGACUACUCAUUUGUUGUGUUUCGAGCAUUUCUACAGUAUAUAUACACAGAUACUGUCAAUGUUUCUCCAGAAGAUGCUAUAGGAUUACUAGAGUUGGCAAAUGCAUAUUGUGAGGAAGCCUUGAAACACCACUGUGAACGAAUAAUUCGUCAUGGCAUUACGACUGAGAAUGCUGCAAUGCUUUAUGCUGUUGCUAUAAAGUAUGAAGCUACUGAACUGGAGGAGUUUUGCUUCCGCUUUGCGCUCAACCACAUGACAGAAGUUGCACAGACAGAGGCAUUUAUGGCCCUUGAUGAAUUAACUGUAAAGAACUUCAUCCAGCGAGCAGCUCAACAUGGCGCAUUUAAGUACUGAUAUUCUAGCUACUUGUUGAUGAGAAUCUCGCAACAGCAGCAGCAGCCAAGGCAUGAUCACCACUCAUAACUUUACACAGAGUUGUGGUGUAGCAUUUGUUACAUCAAGGGUCAGGAAUGUAAUGGUCAGGGAUAUUAAUGGUCCAAAUGAUAGCCAUUGUAUUAAUUUGGAAUAUGUG
Cherax quadricarinatus is the source of this 1706-nucleotide messenger RNA. NCBI's taxonomy places the organism in Eukaryota, Metazoa, Arthropoda, Malacostraca, Decapoda, Parastacidae. The record is from RefSeq and is a predicted model, not a curated record.